GAAAAUGUGUGCACCAAGUAAAACCAUUUUAGAUAUCAUUAUUAUCAUCAAUCCUUUCUUCUUGUAAUUCUUCCACUUUCCAAUAUAUUAUAUUCCCAAGAAUUAAACAAGAAGUUAUGUCAUGGACACCCUCUUACUGGCUCGAGAUAGCUCAAGGGAUGAAUGUCCGGCUUCUUCUUCUUCAUUUACUCCGGUGGAAGGAGACUACUUCGACGGGGUCUUCAAGUACAUACAGCAGAUUCUUAUGGAGGAAGACGACUUGGAAUACAGGCCCUGCAUGUUCCAAGACUCCAUGGCUCUCCAGGCAGCUGAGAAAUCAUUCAGCCAUCCAGUUCCAUUGAGAGCACGAACAGACGGGGAAGACGAUAACAGAGAGGAAUGAAAUAAAAACAAAACACAGCCGAGAUGUUGAUCAAUGGUGUGAAGAAGAGCGCAAAAGCAAGCAGCUUUUUGCCAAUGGGUUUGAUCAAGAGACAGAUGAAUUAGAGCAGAACUAUGACAGAGCGCUGCUUUGUCCUUCCAUGAAUCCUGCCUUCUAUGACAGACAGCUCAUCAGCUUCAUGGGUUUCUGAGGAAACUUCAAGAAAUGAAGGAAGAGACAAGAAGUACAUGGAGGGCAGUAAGCGUGGAAGGCCGAGAGGGAGCAAGAAAGGAGCCAAGGCUAAGGAGAUCGUCGACCUCGCCAGUCUUCUAGCUCAUUGUGCCCAAGCGGAGGCUACAGGAGACAAGAAGUUCCAACAAUGGCUAACAACCAUCAGGCAACAUUCUUCCCCAUAUGGUGAUGCUACUGGAAGGGUUGCGCACUGCUUCGCAAAUGCACUUGAGGCUGCUCUACUGCCUCCGGAAUAUCCUUGUACACAACUAGCAAGAAAAUGUCAGCUGCAGACUACCUGAAUGCUUAUCAGUUCUACAUAACAGCAUGCCCAUUCAAGAGAAUGUCCAACAUUUUCGCAAACAAGUCGAUCGCCAAAGAUUCAUAUCAUUGAUUUUGGCAUUCUAUACGGGUUCCAAUGGCCGUGCAUAAUUCACGGCAUUUCCUUCCGGCCUGGAGGACCUCCACAGCUUCAGAUCACCGGAAUUGAUUUCCCUCACCCGGGCUUCCAGCCUGCCGAGAGGGUCGAGGAAACCGGACAUCGACUCAAGAAGUUUGCGAGGAGAUUCAACGUCCCCUUUGAGUAUAAAAUGCCAUAGCUGCCAAGAACUGGGAGAACAUUAAUCCAAAGGAUCUCAAGAUUGAUCCAGACGAAACAAUUGUGGUGAAUUGCUUGUACAGACGAAAGAAUGUCACUGAUGAGACGGCAGGGGAGAAGAACAGCCCUAGAGAUUCCCAAGUUUUUUUGUUCAUGGAGUUGUGAAUGCCAUGUACAAUGCCCCGUUCUUCACGACAAGAUUUCGGGAAUCUUAUUUUCACUUCUAUGCAAUGUUCGACAUGUUCCACGCAACGAUGCCACACGAACACAAAGGACGAAUGAUGGUUGGGCAAGACAUAAUGGGAAGGGAAGUUCUAAGCGUGAUAGCAUGUGAAGGAAAAGGAAGGGUGGAGAGAUCGGAGACUUACAGACAAUGGCAGGUGAGAAAUCAGAGGGCAGGAUUCAAAGUGCUUGGAUUGAAUCAAGAGAUCAUGAAGGAAAUGAGGGCAAAUGUUAGAAUGGGGUACCACAAAGAUUUCAGUGUAGAUCAAGAUGGAGAAUAGAUGUUGCAAAGUUGGAAGGGAAGAGUCAUCUUUGCUCUCAGUUUGUGGAAGCCUCUUCAACAUUGAUCACUGCAUAUUCCUUUCCACUGUUGCAUGCAAUGCAUACUGAAUGCCAUUUUGUUACCUAAGUUGUCUAUGUUUCCACUAGGUUCAUCUCACUUUUGCAUUGACUAUGUUUUGUUAUUUUUAAAGUUAAUUUUCUAAAUAUAGGUAAAUGAUAGCCCACAUGAUUGAUCUGACUCUGAGUGAGUGGGC
Messenger RNA from Cuscuta europaea, 1948 nucleotides. NCBI's taxonomy places the organism in Eukaryota, Viridiplantae, Streptophyta, Magnoliopsida, Solanales, Convolvulaceae. The record is from the annotation of a GenBank genome assembly.